This is a messenger RNA of Choloepus didactylus (southern two-toed sloth), 2667 nucleotides long. It is a transcript of the gene LURAP1L, whose product is annotated as leucine rich adaptor protein 1 like. The coding region runs from base 720 to 1403 and encodes 227 amino acids. Gene Ontology annotation, biological process: positive regulation of canonical NF-kappaB signal transduction. NCBI's taxonomy places the organism in Eukaryota, Metazoa, Chordata, Mammalia, Pilosa, Megalonychidae. The record is from RefSeq and is a predicted model, not a curated record. The transcript has 2 exons.
UUAAAGUUUCUGAGGCUCCGAGGAACACAACGCCUUGGAUUAAAAAGCCUAAAAGGGAGGAAAGGCAGUUCUGCUGCAUCAAGGAAGACGUUAAACUCCGGCUGAGCUAAAUAUCUUUCUUUUCCUGCUUCCAUGCACACGACCGGCCUCUUCUUUCACUGACCAAAGAUUGUUUCUGACAAUCCAGGAUAUACAGAAAGCUUAGAGUCAUAUGGCUGGAAAAUGAAACGAGCCAGGAGUGUGGCCACAGCAUUAUUUUGUAGUCGCGUGGUACCAGAAGGGCAGUCAGUGAACGGCGCACGGAUGUGAACGGACAAUUUUAUAAUGUGAAUUUUUCCCCCACAAAGCUAGAACAGAUUUCAUGUACCUGCCUUUUCUUUUGGUCUUUUUUACUUGCCGUUUCUCUUUCUCUGCCAUAUCAAUUAAUUCAACUUUGCAGUGGGGUGGCCAAAAAGGAAGAGAAAGGCGAUCUCGAUAGUCUUGGCCAGUGUCCGAGGAGUCACGGCGCUCAGGGAGCUGCGGCUGCGACUCGCUGCUUCCAGUGCGGAUUUCAGGGCUAGUAUCGCGCAGGCUGUUAUGGAGCGGACGGUGCCCUCCACCCGCCGAGGCUAGUGACCUGGGCGUCGGGAGCGGUCUGCUGAUUUCGCUGCAGCCUUCAAGGCCGCUGCUGCCUCUCCUCUGCAGCGGUUUAUCACCAUUAUCAUCGUUCCAGAAAAGUCAUGGAAGACGGCCCGCUGCCAGACCUCAGAGACAUCGAGCUGAAGCUGGGGCGCAGAGUGCCGGAGAGCCUAGUGCGCUCGCUCCGUGGGGAGGAGCCGGUUCUCCGCGAAAGGGACAGGGACCCCUGCGGGGGGAGCUGCGGCGGCGGCAGCGGCGGCGGCUGCAGUAGUAGCAGCAGCUGCUGCAGUUUCCCUCCCUCAUUGUCAUCCUCCUCUUCUUCCUCCUCAGCCUCUGGUUCUCCACGACGAAGCCACUCCAGCACCCUGGAGAGGCUGGAAACCAAGCUUCACCUCCUCAGGCAAGAGAUGGUUAACCUCAGAGCCACAGAUGUCAAGCUCAUGCGCCAAUUGCUCAUCAUCAAUGAGAACAUUGAAUCCAUCAAGUGGAUGAUUGAAGAAAAGGCCACCAUUACCAGCCGAGGCAGCAGCCUCAGUGGCAGCCUAUGCAGUUUACUAGAGAGUCAGAGCACAUCCUUACGUGGCAGCUACAAUAGCCUACACAAUGGCAGUGAUGGGCUGGAUGGCAUCUCUGUGGGGAGCUAUCUGGACACUUUAGCAGAUGAUGUCCCAGGCCAUCAAACCCCUUCAGACUUGGAUCAAUUCAGUGACAGCUCCAUAAUAGAAGACUCACAGGAACUGCACAAGCAUCCUAAACUGGAUUCUGAGUACUACUGCUUUGGUUAAUCACCUAGUUUUUUGCAUGGGACUGGUGUGCAAUUAACUUGUAUUUAUCCUUCUUCUCUGCUGCUAUAUUUUUGGUGUGAUUAUAUAUAUAUAUAUAUAUAUAUAUAUAUAUGAAGCAACCUUUUAAAAGAAGCUUAUUUUGAAACUGCUUAAUGGUAUUUCUGUUGGUCCUAAUAAUUCUCAUCUGGACUGCUUUCUUUUUCUUUCCUACAGCCCUGUUUUUAUUUAUUAUAAUGAUUUUUCUCCCUUCUUUCACAGUGGCACAAGUAAAGUAAGGGGGAAAGAAUAAGCAAUAAUUAAUGUUUUGCUUUUGUUUUCAGAGCAAGGGGUCAGGGAUUACAAGAAAAACUUUGCUAACUUUUACAAUAAACCAAAGUCUGAUAAAAGUUAAUUUUGUAGCUUGUAUUCUUAAAUAAUUCAAAGUUUCUUCUUCCACAAGAUAUUGAGGCAUAUUACUGCUUGCAUAUUAGGUUGAACAAAAUGCUUGAAGAAAUUUAGGGGUCAUUUCUAGGCCACAAUUUCCUUGGGUAUAAUCAACACUACUGUUAGUCACCCACUUCUAACACAGAAGUCAUUUGGAGGUCCCAAUUACACUGUAAGCAAUUUGUUCAUCUCAACCCUGAGUUCAUACGGUAGAUCAGCAUUUUGUCAGCAGUGAUUCUAACCAAACUGUAGGUUUAUUUGUGUGAUAAUACGAAUGAUUUUCCAAAAUUUCAAAUAACUGAAAUUAGUGGUUAAAAGUGAAGAUGUCAUAAAUUUAUUUGUAUUUUGAGAUUUUGUUGAUAUUUACUUGCAUGUAUCUUGAAAUUCUGAUAGGAUAUAUGUACAUAUAUGCAUAUGGAUGGAUGGGUGGAUGGAUAGAUUGAUAUCAUAAAUAGUGGAGGAUCAGGAUCCUUAUUCAUUUUUGAAGUACAAUGUGAUGUUCUUUCAUCCUAAGGUGGAUAAAUAAUCUCUUAGUCUUCUGAAAUGACAUAAAAACAUUAUAAUUCAUAUAGUGAACAAACAUUAGUUUUGACAUGAUAUUAAUCCUCCAUGUUUCUUUUUUCUUAAUAAUUUUUAAUGAGGGAAUUUAAUUAAGAUUUCAAACUGUUCUUUGCAAUGAUAGAUGUUUCUGCUCUAAAUAGUUUAAAAUAUGAAUCAAAAAGUCUUCCUAUCUAUAUCUGACAAAUGUCCAUAUUCAAGAAGUGAGUCCAAAAUUUAUUUUCUUAUUACAUACUUACUACACAGUUGUCGAAUUAAUUGUUUUCAGGACAUACAUUAUUUA